AUGGCUCGCUUCAUGUUUGGUUUGAGCUUCAAGGGUGCUGGUGAGAAUGCUUCGGACUCUGCCAAGAUCGAGAAGCUCAUCCAAUCCCUCCAACUACUGAAGCAUCCCGAAGGAGGUUGGUUCGCCGAGACCGAUCGUGAUCCUCUCCGCAUCCCCAAUCCCUUCCUCUCGAAGGAGCAACAACAACAUGCCGCUGUCCAAUACACUGCCGCAGCCGCCGGAGACGAUACCACGAGAUCGGCAAUGACUACCAUCUUCUAUCUCUUGACCCCGAACAGUCCCAAAGGCCGCUUCCAUCGCAACAAGGGUAGAACCGUCCAUACGUUGCACAAGGGUCGUGGAAGAUAUGUUCUGAUUCGCACGGAUGAGGCAAAGCCAGGAGAGAAGGCUAGGAUCGAGACGUUUGUCGUUGGACACAAUGUUGAGAAGGGAGAGCGGUUGCAGUGGAUUGUCGAGGGUGAUAUCUACAAGGCCAGCUAUCUCUUGCCCGAUGAUGAUGGUUCGACUGAAAGCGAGUCGGGACUGUUGAUUAGCGAGACGGUCGUUCCAGGCUUCGAGUUCAGUGAUCAUAACUUCAUGCCCGCCAAUGUCCUUCCUGAACUGGUCUCUGCUAAGCAAGCUGUGGAACUUCAAUGGCUGCAAUCCAGCAAUUAG
This is a messenger RNA of Mollisia scopiformis, 654 nucleotides long. RefSeq names its product DUF985 domain protein. The record is from RefSeq and is a predicted model, not a curated record. The transcript has 3 exons. NCBI's taxonomy places the organism in Eukaryota, Fungi, Ascomycota, Leotiomycetes, Helotiales, Mollisiaceae. Gene Ontology annotation, cellular component: intracellular anatomical structure. Bases 1 to 654 code for a protein of 217 amino acids.